Molecule: messenger RNA, 246 nt
Organism: Dibothriocephalus latus
Lineage: Eukaryota; Metazoa; Platyhelminthes; Cestoda; Diphyllobothriidea; Diphyllobothriidae
Source: the annotation of a GenBank genome assembly
AUGUUUGCACGUUCACAUCCGGCUCUACUAGCCAAUGUGCUGCGCCUUCGCGUUGGUCUCAUUAUCCAGCUGAUGGGUGCGGAGUUGGCCCGUUCUAGGCAGAGCUCUGUCGAAGACGCCCUUUUUGCGCUCUUCUCGAUGAGCCCCUUCGAAGCUAAUUGCCUUUUAUCCAACCUCCUCAGUGGCAACGAGAUUCGAACAUUCAAACUCGGUAAGCGAGGCUUGCUCACCAACCCCUCUGAGUAA